Molecule: messenger RNA, 2609 nt
Organism: Armigeres subalbatus
Lineage: Eukaryota; Metazoa; Arthropoda; Insecta; Diptera; Culicidae
Gene: qvr
Product: protein quiver
Exons: 5
Coding region: 910-1377 (155 amino acids)
Biological process (GO): sleep; regulation of synaptic transmission, cholinergic; positive regulation of voltage-gated potassium channel activity
Source: RefSeq, a predicted model, not a curated record
AUGACGACAUCCCGACAAGCGCACACUCAAAAUCGAUAGGAUUGUACUGUGAGCGGUUCUUUCGCGAAAACUCGUGUGGACGACGACGAACGGACUGAAGCAUAUUUCUGAUCUGAGACUAUAUCAAAUCGUCGUCACUCUCGUCGCUGCUCUUCGUUGGUGCUGACCUAGCUGAAAAAUCUAGUUCUCUUCAUUCCGUAGAAAUACUAGUCGCGAAAAAAUGAACUACUGUAUCUAAUUUUCCUCUGAUUUCGAAAUCUAUUAUCACAAUCAAACUGCUAUGGUCAGAGCCUGUUUCGCGAACGUGUAGUUUCGGAAAUAAGUGAGGAAAAUCCACCCAAGUAGACGACAAAUCGUGAAAUUUUCACCUUUUCCCAUGGUGACGAAAAUGGAACGGGAAAAAAGUCUGCCCUAAUGUCGCAUUGCGGAUGUUGAAGGUUGGGCAGUGAAAACGGGAAAAUAUGCUAUUGGUUGCUUCAAUCGAGAGUUCAAGUGGUUAUCAUUCGAAAGGAGAUAAAUCAGCUAAUAAAGUGGAGAAUAAUUUAAAGUGAUAAGUUUCUGAUAUUUCUUUCCAUUAGCAAAAAAGAAAAUCUUGAUUCGCCAGGCACCUAUAUCUAUAGCAACAUUGUGACGAAAGCAGUACGCAACGAAACAGGAAUAAGAAUUCCUUCCAGGUGGUGAAGAAGAAUAAUAGCUAUGUGAUAGUUGAUGUUUUCAAUGACCAAAUGUAAUAUAGAUUCAGCGAUAGGAAAAGGAAAAUAAAUGCUGUGAUUAUUUUCAUUACUGUUAACGAGCGACGUGAAACGUCUCUAAAAUUCAACAUAAGAUAAUCUUCAGUCUUCAGAAGCUCAGUAACUGAUUUGGAUUUCAUCGUACACGGAGGACAGCUUUAAUACAACAUCAUCCAAAAUGGAUCGGAAACAUUGGAUUCUAAUCCCGUUAGCGCUAGUAGGAGUGUUUUGGUUUUGGAUUCCACAGGUGUCAGCCGAGUGCCAAACUCGGUCGAUCUAUUGUUACGAAUGCGACAGCUGGACGGAUGCCCGCUGUAAAGAUCCCUUCAAUUACACAGCGCUUCCCCGAGAUCAGCCUCCGCUAAUGACAUGCAACGGAUGUUGCGUAAAAAUGGUGCGACACUCGCGGACGCCUUAUGAAGUUGUAAGACGAAUGUGCACAUCACAGUUGCAAAUAAAUCUAUUUAUGGUAGAUCAUGUGUGUAUGAUGGAAAGUUCAGGCAAUGGUCAUAUGUGUUUUUGUGAGGAAGAUAUGUGUAACUCGAGCCCUAGCUUACUUAUCACCAGUCAUCUUAAUAUAAAGAUGUGCAUCACUAGCGUAAUAGCCGUUUUUCUACUAAACACCGCGCAGAGAGCAUUUCGGUAAACCGCAAUUGCUUGAAGCAAGUGUUCUCUUCAAGCGAACUAAUUAUUUGGAAAAACGAAAAGAAAACCAAAACUACGAGAAACCCCUAUCCAUAAAUGGAUUUUGGAUAUUAUGAGUUAAAAUUUAGGAUUCUCUAAUUCUGCAUCGCAAAGCCUUUUAAAAAUAGAAACUCGAAACACAAACUCUCACAAAUGACCCAACUCAUACACUAACACUCUAAAUUUCCCUUUAUAAUAGAAUGCAGAUAAACAUUGAAAUCCUCCUUGACCUGUUAAGUUCUUCGGAUACAUUGGUUACAUAUUUUAGUUUGAAGGUACCCAUCCUUGAUCCAAUUUACUCCUCUCGUUUAAGCUGAUAAAACACAUCGAAAACCUAUACCGGAAAGCUACUGUAAUCAUUCGGUUGCUCAGAACGAAAAGGUUGAACAAAAAGUCUUUGAAUUCCUUGGAUUUUUUUGAAAUUAUUUACUUCUAUCUUGCUCGUUUUAUUUUUAUAGAAGAAUUAGAAACUAACAUAACACUUCAUUUUUAUUAAGCCCCAUCUGAAGUGCUACUGCAGCACGAUCCACUUAGAACAGUUUAGAAAUCCUGCCCUCAGAAAUGAUAUUAUUUAUUCAUUAAGAAUUAACCAUUUAGAAUUAUAUAUUAGACUAAUACCCUUUUCUUGCUCUACUCCUCUCAGUAACUGCAUGUGUAUAAAAACUAAUAUUUAGAUACGUUUGUUUGGUUUCCUUCUAACCCUGUUCCAAAGCUACUUUUUCAUUCGAGUCCUGCAAAAAAAAAUCUUCCAUACUUCUUAUAGAUAGUUUACAUACGAGUUUCUAUAUAACGAAAAUCUAAAGUAAUUUUUUUUAAUUUUGUUAACACGUUUAUCUAGAUUUUAACCUAGAAUUUGUACAGUUAUUUAUAGAAUGAUAUAGAAGAGUUUGAAAAUAAAAUAAGCGAAUGAUUUGUAACACCUAACAGAAAACUUUAAAAUGGGUAGCGGUUAUUGCCAGAUGCAUAUAACAAACGCGUAUAGAGUAAAUCGCAACUAGAAAGCCUGACUAAAUAGUGAAAGCGCGUGCGUAGAACAAUAUUUUUUAAAAUGUUGUAGGUUUGUUUGAAGUCGCAGAUUUUGCAGUAGUUAGAAAUUUCCAAUGCAAUAAAAUAGAUCCAUGAACACAAACACACGUCCAUUUCGCCCAUUUAGCAAUAGACAUUUCGAAGUCCUAUUUAUAUCUCUACGUUAAU